Messenger RNA from Neltuma alba, 967 nucleotides. RefSeq lists its product as uncharacterized. Lineage: Eukaryota; Viridiplantae; Streptophyta; Magnoliopsida; Fabales; Fabaceae. The record is from RefSeq and is a predicted model, not a curated record. The coding region runs from base 68 to 733 and encodes 221 amino acids. The transcript is spliced from 2 exons.
UCCUCUUCACUCCCUCUCUUCUCUUCUCGUCUUUCGGCUCUCUCAAUUUUUAAGCCACCCACCCCAUAUGGACCCCGCUGCAUCUCGCCAUCGCCGAUCGUCUUCCUCCUCCGACCGUUUACUAGGAAUUUUCACUUUCUCUCCACCCUCUUUCGCCAGCGCUGGCGACGAACUUAACGAAGCUGAGCUUUUUUGGUCGGGCGAUGUCCCUGAAACAGAGAAUCGACUCCUUCAUCAGCCCCCUGCGCCUGCUCAAAACAACCAGCCCAGCCUCCCUUGCCCCCAGAACUCUGGCAUCCUCGCCGUGCUAUCGGAGCCCGCUUUCCGUUCCGGCGAUCAGCCCAUUUUGUGUCGAAAGCCCACUAUCCCGUCGACGUCUUCGAGGAUGGUUCCCUCGAUACCCAGACCGCCGGGCCAGAACCCUCCAGACAGGGAAUACUACUCGCAGUCCCUGCCGUCCAGGAAAUUUCAGCAAUCGGCUCCCGUGAAAGUUCCGAUUCUGUCGUCUAAAACCAUGCCCAGGAGGAGGAACGACGAGCUGGCUUUAGUGGACGACGAUAUUGAAGACGAUGAUGAGAUGUUGCCGCCCCACGAAAUCGUUGCGAGGGGUUCUGGGGUGUCGCCGAAGACCACUUCUUCGGUGCUGGAAGGGAUCGGAAGGACCCUCAAAGGGAGGGAUCUCAGACAGAGAUUCGGAUUUAAUCCUUAUAAGGCUGAGCUACAAGCUUGUUGAUUUCUCGAUUGCUUCAGUUAGUACAUUGUCAGCAUGAUGAAAAACGAGAGACGAAAUGAAGCUGGUUGGUGACUUGGUAAGUAACUGCUUUUAAUUUCCUUUACAAGAGUUGGACAAUAAUUAAAUAAUAAAACAUGAGAGUAGGUAACAUUGGUGUCCGUUUUCGUGUUGCUGCUGUGUGUUUGAUUAUGAAGACGGGGACACAAAGUAUUAUACUACCUCCGGACCUAAUUA